Macrosiphum euphorbiae (potato aphid) is the source of this 1596-nucleotide messenger RNA. Lineage: Eukaryota; Metazoa; Arthropoda; Insecta; Hemiptera; Aphididae. The record is from the annotation of a GenBank genome assembly.
AUGGCAAUUAAGAUCAUUAUCAUUGGAUCUGGAGUCGGUGGUACAGCAGCAGCCGCCAGACUGAGCAAAAAAGGAUUUCAAGUGGAAGUUUAUGAAAAAAAUUCGUAUAAUGGCGGAAGAUGUUCAAUAAUUAGGCACAAUGGACAUCGAUUUGAUCAAGGUCCAUCAUUGUACCUCAUGCCUAAAAUAUUUGAGGAGACAUUUAAAGACUUAGGAGAAGACAUAAAAGAUCAUAUAGAAUUAUUACAGUGUAACAUUAACUACAAUAUUAAUUUUCAUGAUGGCCAACAAUUUCAACAUUCGUGUAAUUUAUCUAAACUACAACGAUCAUUAGAAAAAUUUGAAGGAGGAGGCGAGGACACUUUGUUGAGAUUUUUUAAUUUUUUGAAAGAAACCCACGUACAUUAUAGAAAAAGCAUUGAGUUGGCAAUGAGAACUGAUUUUCAAAAUUGGUACGAUUUUUUUAAUAUAAAACAUAUACCAACAUUAUUGAAGUUGCAUUUGCAUAGUUCUGUUUACACGAGAGCAUGUAAAUAUUUCAAAAGUGACUACAUGAGAAAGGCUUUCACAUUCCAGACUAUGUACAUGGGCAUGUCCCCGUACGAUGGAUUGGCCCCAUACAACUUGUUACAAUAUACCGAAAUAGCUGAAGGAAUCUGGUACCCAAAAGGAGGUUUUCAUUCGGUUUUGGAAAGUCUUGAAAAAAUUGCUGUAAAACACGGAGCAAAGUUUCAUUAUAACAGCGAUGUCCAAGAAAUAAUAACCGAUGGCAAUGGAGUGGCUAAAGGAAUCAAAUUGCAGAACGGUAAUGUGAUUAACAGUGACAUUGUUAUUUGCAACGCUGAUGCCGUUUACGCAUAUAACAAGCUUUUGCCAAAAACGUCGUACGCAGAAAAAUUAGGCAACAAGAAACUGACUUCGUCGUCGAUAUCGUUCUAUUGGUCGAUUAACCAGGUUAUACCUCAGAUGUCAGUGCACAAUAUAUUUUUGAGCGAAAAGUAUAAGCCAAGUUUUGACCAAAUAUUCGAGGAUCACUCGUUGCCAGACGAACCGUCGUUUUAUGUAAACAUACCAAGUCACAUCGAUCCCACAGCAGCACCAGAAGGUAAAGACACAUUCGUGAUUUUAGUGCCCGUGGGGCAUAUAUCAGACAGAACAGAUAUUGAUUUUGAUGAUCUCGUGAAAAGAGCCAGAGAACACGUGAUCAACUCAAUAGAGAAAAGACUGAAGAUUUCGAACUUCCGAAGUAUGAUCGAACACGAAAUGGUGAAUGACCCGAGAACGUGGCAAAGCGAAUUUAAUUUGUGGAAAGGUUCUGUAUUAGGGUUAUCGCAUUCAUUUUUUCAAGUCGCAUACUUCAGACCAAGUUUGAAAUGUAAAAUAUUCGAAAACUUGUAUUUCGUCGGUGCAUCAGUACAGCCCGGUACCGGAGUACCAGUUGUGUUAUGUGGUGCAAAAUUAUUAGAAAAACAAUUGUGUGCUAGGUUCUUGGAGGGUAAAGUUGAAAUGAACACAUGGUCGAAGUACUUUUCAUUUUUAAUCGGUCUUCUAGCACUUCUGAUUUUUUUUUUUUUCGGUUUUAAAAAUCAAUUAUAG